CGGAAUGCUUGACUAUUGAUACUGCACACGGACGGUUCUACCCGUCCAAGUUUCGGAGUGAGUUGCACGGGAGCCUGUAAGUGAAGGCCUUCGAAUAUUAUUCGCGUCGCACUCGCAGAAGAACUUCAACUUGGGAAGCAAAUUCAUGACAUUUGCACCGCCACAACCAUGACAUCAGCCUUAGCAGUAGCAACCGACGGCUUGUCAGACCUUGAACUGCCUACUACUUCUCUCGGAGGAAUUUUUGUGUACCAUCAGGCAUCGCUGCGGCCCUGCGCGAGACUUAGACCGAACACCGAGAUGCAGGCGAUUGGCCAACGAUAUGGCACCACUCUACCUGAUCAAGUGGAAAGAAUUGCGACAUUAUUUGACUCCCAUCUAGAGGUCAUCAGUGAUGUCCGUGAUUUGUAUAGGGAUCGUGUCGCUUUGGAGCGCGAAUAUGCUACCAAGCUUCAGGCAUUGACAAAGAAAGCAACAGAGAAGAAGAGUAAAAUGGAGAGCUCGUUCGUAGUCGGAGAUGACCCCACCAAAGCAUGGGACGAACGUACCUUGAAGCAGAGUACCCUGAAUACCGCUUAUGAUGGAAUUAUUCAAUCCAUGACGAACACCGCCGAAGAUCACGUAAAUGUAGCCGAAGUUCUGACCUCUCAGGUCGUCGACGUUCUCAAAGCUUUAGGGCGCAAAAACGAGGAAACCAAGAAGAAGGAGAUGCAAUUUUUCCAGAAGCUGGUCUCAGAUAGGGAUCGUACUUACGCUGAACGUCUCAAGAACAAAGCAAAGUACGAUGAAGAAUGUGGCGAAGUAGACCUUCAUCGUCAGAAGCAGGGACGAGCACACGACGACCGACAUGCGGAGCGUAUCGCAAAACAAGCAGACCAACAACGCAAUGACAUGCUAAACUGCAAAAAUUCAUACAUUAUAUCCAUCGAGGUGUCGAACAAGAUAAAAGCCAAAUUUUACAAAGAUGACCUACCAGGCCUAGAGGAUCAAUUGCAACUCCUUCAGAGCCGACUCGUCGAGCGAUUUACUAAGAUCCUCCAGCAUGCACAAGCGAUUCAGUCCAAUCAUUUGGAUGUCCUGAAGAGUCGAUUAGCCGCCGUUGAGAGAUCCUUGGCAGAAGUCAACCCUUCGAAGGACCAGGAUCUAUUCUGUGAUCAUAAUAUUCGUCCUUUCAGUGCCCCCAAUGACUGGAAAUUCGAACCUUGUGCAUUUUUUUAUGACACUGAAACUUUGAGUGUUGAUCCCGCGCCAAAAGUAUUUUUGCAGAACAAACUCAGCAAGAGUCGAAGCAAGUUGCAAGAGCUCAGACCUGUGAUUGACAAUAAGAAACGAGAACUGGAACAAUUCGCCAAGCUCGAGGCCGCUUACGACGCAGAAAGGUCACUAGGGAACGCUGAUGAAAUAACAGAGAGUUACAUGGAAAGUCGACACCAGCUGGUACAUUUUGGGUCGUCGGAAUGUAUCUUGAAUGCCGAAAUAGAGGUUAUUACCGCCGCCGUUGGAGAUGAUUUGGGGGCCCAACGACCACAUUCUUUCAAGAGCUCAUCUUUUUCUAUCCCCACAACUUGCGCUUGUUGUCAGACGUCUAUAUGGGGCCUCAGUAAGCAGGGAAAGACAUGCAAAGUCUGUGGGAUAUCGGUCCAUUCUAAGUGUGAGCUCAAAGUGCCCGCUGACUGUCAGCAGGGCGGCGCAUCACGCAGCUCAUCUAUGCUUUCGCGGAAGUCUACAAGCACAAGUUCGCGUUCGACCACUGCCACGCCAUCUGUACUGCAGACCCCUACGCCGUCUUCCUUUGUCCAGCCAGCUCAUGAAGAAGAGGUUUCUUAUCCUACAGCCAAGGUCAUCUUCGACUUCAAUGCUACGUCCGAGUUUGAACUGAGUGUCAAAGAUGGCGCCAUGGUCAGUGUUCUGGAACCAGAUGACGGUUCCGGAUGGGUAAAAGUAGCCGGUACUCGUGGCAACGAUGGACUAGUCCCUGCAACAUACUUGGCGCACGGCGAAGAAGAUUUAGUCCCUACUCCUACCCCAUCUUCUUUCAAAUCUGCCGGCAAGGAACAAGGGUCAGGUCAAUACGUCAGGGUGAUCUAUCAAUACGAAGCGGGCGGUCAUGAUGAGAUUGGUCUUAGAGAGGGUGAAGUCAUUGAGUUGUCGAGUGGUCCGACUGGUGGUCAGCAUUACGGCGAUGGAUGGUGGGAAGGAUUCAAUUCAAAAGGUCAGAAGGGAAUUUUCCCAAGCAACUACGUACGUUUUAUUCCCCUUUCUAUUUGAAGACGCUGAUCUCUUUGCGUAGGUGGAGAUGGUGUG
Molecule: messenger RNA, 2304 nt
Organism: Desarmillaria tabescens
Lineage: Eukaryota; Fungi; Basidiomycota; Agaricomycetes; Agaricales; Physalacriaceae
Exons: 21
Coding region: 169-2268 (699 amino acids)
Biological process (GO): regulation of actin filament polymerization
Molecular function (GO): protein binding
Source: RefSeq, a predicted model, not a curated record